GUAAAAUUUAUCAAAAAUAAUGUCUCUAAAAGUCAAACAUUUAGUAUUUGGAGGAAUAUGUUGGGAAAGUUUUUUAAGACUCAUAACGUUAAGACAGCACAACAUUGGCAACAGGUGUAUGAGUUUGCAGAUAAUAAUGUUUAUAAAAAAGUUAAACUAUUUCGUGGCUUAUGUUUGCCAUCGACUUGUAAGCCUCAAGAUCUUUCCAGAGUACUAACCAAAUUGGUGUAUCCAAUAACUCAUUUUCCCAUAAUAUUUCACGAGGACUGUGAUUAUAAGGACAAACCAAUAGUGCUUAAUAACUAUCAUAUUGUGUCAAUUGUUGGUGUCGGUUUACUAAUCGCUAUAUUUAUAUUGAGUACAAUUAUAGACUGUUUACCUGAUAGUCUAUUUAAGAAAAUGCUAUUAUCCAUACCAAACAUUAGUUUUAUUAUCAAAUGUUUUUCCGGUAAAUCCAACGCACAGUCGAUAUUUGGUUUACAACAAUACGGAAAGUUCAAGGCUUUGGACGGUUUUCGUGCAAUACUAACAUUUUAUUGUGUCGUUUUGCAUACCUAUGAAUUUGGGCAGUUGUUUAUGUUUAACCGUAAUCACUACCUGUCCUCGUCAUUUAAAAUGGCAUUAGACUAUCGAAACAUGUUUUUGCCAAACAUAUUACUUAUGGAUAAUUUUGUACUUUUGUCGGGUUUUCUAUUAUGCAACACAAUAUUGUCGAAACUUGAACGAAGUAAUGGGAGAUUUAAUUAUUUUCAAUAUAUAUUAUUUAGAUAUAUUAGAUUAAUGCCAAUAAUUGUGUUUGCAUUGUUUAUAAAUUUUUUAUUUGAAUUUACUGGUUCAGGUCCCAUUUGGAAACUAAUGUUAUCCUAUUUUACAAAUCAAUGUUACGAUAAAUGGCACAAACCAUUGCUUAUGACUACUAAUAUACUACACUAUUCUAAUGAUAAUUCAACGAUAUUGACAUCAGUUCAGUGUUUGGCAAUAACAUGGUAUUCAUCGUUGGACUUUCAAUUGUAUGCAUUGGCACCGAUAGCUUUUCUUGUGUUAUAUAAAUAUCCCCGAUUUGGUUUGAUCUGGUUGUUUAUAUUAUUAAUAUUUGGCAUUUUGUUGCCUAUAUUUAAUUACCAGAUACUAGAGUUGCCUCACGUCUAUCAGGCCAUCUCAUGGCCUGAUGUUAUGCAGACAAUGGAGGGUUUUGCACGACAUUAUUGGCAACCAUUUAAUUAUAUACAGACUUAUAUUAUAGGAAUGAUUACGGCAUAUGCUGUCCGAUAUCACCCGAAAGCAUAUCUGGGCGGACGUAUUGGACACAUGUUUAUAUGGAUUAUUACUAUUUGUAUGACUACUAGUAUACUCUAUUGGCAGCGAAACUUUGUUACGCCCGGAUAUUUGGCAUAUGAUUUCAAUGAUUAUGAAAUGCCUUUAUACUUAUUGAUUGGAAAACCUAUUUAUUUGGCAUCAUUUGUUUGGCUUAUAUAUUGCUGUUCCACUGGCCGGGGAGGUCUGUGA
Molecule: messenger RNA, 1506 nt
Organism: Oppia nitens
Lineage: Eukaryota; Metazoa; Arthropoda; Arachnida; Sarcoptiformes; Oppiidae
Product: nose resistant to fluoxetine protein 6-like
Exons: 8
Coding region: 58-1506 (482 amino acids)
Molecular function (GO): acyltransferase activity, transferring groups other than amino-acyl groups
Source: RefSeq, a predicted model, not a curated record